Messenger RNA from Rhizoctonia solani, 423 nucleotides. RefSeq lists its product as uncharacterized. Lineage: Eukaryota; Fungi; Basidiomycota; Agaricomycetes; Cantharellales; Ceratobasidiaceae. Bases 1 to 423 code for a protein of 140 amino acids. The transcript has a single exon. The record is from RefSeq and is a predicted model, not a curated record.
AUGGAAUCAAAUGGGAGCGGGACGGGCGUCUUCUUCCUUGUUGCCUUUGGCUGUAUCGGCCUCUUCUUGGUGUACUGGCUUUGGGCGGUGCACAACCGCAAACGACAACAAAGGAUACUUGGAUUCCCGCCACGGCAAUCACUACCACAUGCCCAUCCCGGAGACCGUUCAAACCGCAAUAGAGAUGCAGUAGUUCGAAUGGAAGCAGGCGAGAACACAGAUGGCCUUCCUAAAUACACCCCUCGGGCUGCUAUCGGAGAACAAACUGUCGAUAGGAACGUUACGACCACAGAAUCACGCCAAGCCAAUGAUGAAGUCCGGCCAGGUUUGAUGAGUGCUGCGCCAAGUUUCUUCAGGCAGAUCACCCAGUUCCCGAGCCGACCUCCACCUGCAUAUGAUCCAGCUACCUCUCCGCCCCGAUGA